Pyricularia pennisetigena is the source of this 3666-nucleotide messenger RNA. RefSeq lists its product as uncharacterized. Gene Ontology annotation, biological process: protein phosphorylation; intracellular signal transduction. Bases 1 to 3666 code for a protein of 1221 amino acids. Gene Ontology annotation, molecular function: ATP binding; protein serine/threonine kinase activity. Lineage: Eukaryota; Fungi; Ascomycota; Sordariomycetes; Magnaporthales; Pyriculariaceae. The transcript has 5 exons. The record is from RefSeq and is a predicted model, not a curated record. Gene Ontology annotation, cellular component: cytoplasm.
AUGGAAGUUCGCACUCAGGCUCGGAUGCCUCUAAGACCGGUUCUCGAAGAGGCAUCCAUGCGAGCAAACCACUCCAAAAGUCAGAACUCUGCUACUCCAUCCCGCUGUCAGCAUGCCGAUAUCAAGACCGAGAACAUCCGACCUGCUCAGCCUCAAAAACCGCGCCAACAUAAUUCCGUGGACAGUUCUCAUGUGCCGUUAAACCCGCGACUAUAUGAGAUUCGUGAAGAGGCACAAAGCACUCCUGAAAGCAAGCGAGAAUCUCAGGCAUCAACGGCCUCGUACGCACCCUCCAGCUCAAAUACUUUCCGCAAACCGAAGACGCACGUUGGUCCUUGGCAGUUAGGGAAAACUCUGGGCAAAGGCUCAUCUGCGCGUGUCAGAUUGGCACGCCAUACUUCAACUCAUCAGUAUGUGGCCGUCAAGAUCAUUGCCAAGAGCACUUGCAAAAUGACGCAAGCGGGCAGCCUAGCAAAGCUGGACGAGGUUGACAGUGCCGCACCGGACAAAGUGGAAGGCAUGCGACGGAUGCCUAUAGCUCUUGAGCGCGAGGUGGCUAUUCUGAAGUUGAUUGAACACCCCAACAUCGUAAAGCUUUACGACAUCUGGGAAAACAGCAAUGAGAUAUACUUGAUCUUAGAAUACGUUGAAAGAGGCGACCUCUUCGACUUCAUUAGUAAACAUGGGCCAAUGCCUGAGGAGGAAGCUCUGUUUGUCUUUCGUCAGAUCAUGAGUGCUUUGGAGUACUGCCACUCAUACGGAAUCUGCCACCGCGACUUGAAGCCAGAGAAUAUCUUGCUCAAAGGCAAUGGUCAAGUCAAGAUUGCAGACUUUGGCAUGGCAGCUCUUCACCAGGGUCCUCGCACGCCUCUGUGGACAUUUUGCGGAAGCCCUCACUACGCCGCUCCAGAGUUACUUCGCGAGAAGGCUUACCGUGGUGAGAAGUCAGAUAUCUGGAGUAUGGGGGUUAUCCUAUUCGCGAUGAUGGCUGCCCGUUUGCCUUUUGACGACGAGGACAUGAACCUCAUGUUUGCCAAGGCGAGAAAGGCAAUCUACCACAUGCCAUCCCAUUUCAGCGACGAGGCAAAGGACUUUAUCCAUCGCUUGCUUCAGGUUGACCCUAGAAAAAGGCUCUCCAUGAGGCAGAUGUGGCAGCACCCCGUGGUGUGGAAGUACGGGUAUCUCGAUGAGCUUGGCGGCGAAGGAAUCCCUGAAGUUCCGAAUCCGAAAGCUCGACAGGAGAUCAAGCCCUUGGACCUAUGUGACAUUGAUCCUCAGAUCUUGCGACAGAUACAAUCAAUGUGGCACACGAUGUCUGAGGAUGAGUUGGUCAAAAAGCUUAUCAGUGCCGAUCCAAACGAUCAAAAGCUCUUCUACUGGCUUUUGAAUGGCUAUCGUGAGAGACAGCUGGAGAACUACGAUCCUAGCUUGACGCAUUCUCCAAGUGAUUACCAUCACAUCCGUCCGCCACUGUGGUCGACCAAGGUCUCAACACGCCAGUUUAUGACGAACAAGGCUAGUGGUCACGGACGCAGCAUCUCCAAAUUCACAGUCAUCUCCAACGUGACGGACACGGGAACAGGAGCGAAUCUCGGUACAGUUCGAAGUUACGACCCGUACAAAUCUCCAGCAGUGAAACAACCUUAUGCGACACACGCCAAGAUUGUCAUACACCGCGAUACCACGGACCCAGAUCGAAAGACAGCCUCGCUGGGUUCUACCUCCUGCCAUAAACCUAGGGCUAAUUCCACCGGGAGUUGGAAACGUCCGCGUAGAAGCCAGCUGGGUAACCGAAUCCUCACGCCACGGAGUACUGCUAGCUCAGUUCAAAGCAACAGGAAGUUUCAUGCUCGCUCGCGAACCGGCUCCCGUCACAAGAGAGCUAUGGACUUCUCCGUUGCUCGCAGGAAGAUGGUGGCAGCAAAGCUCAACAAUCAACAAACGUUGCUUGGUACUGAUGGCAAGCAGACAGUACCUGAAUGGAAUAAAAAAUGUUCCUCAGAUCCUGAUCUUCCGGCAAAUAUGACUGACAGCAGCAAUGCCAAGUUGAGGUCCAAAGAUCGUCUGCACGAGGAACUGCGACACUUCAGCAGCAGCAUUGCCAAGGACUGUGACGAUGCGUUCAAUAGCUCUGUUCUUUCGGUAUCCCAGUUUGAUGGCGAUCGGUCAAGACAAGGCUCUCCUUUCUCCUUGAGCCUGGGCACACCUAUGUUUGCCACUCCAGUUACACCUGUCGCCACACCAACGAUUCCUCGUCCGUCAGCCCGACCAUGGGACUCGCGACCAUUGCCGCCAACUCCUCCGUCUUCAAGCCAUGAGACGGAAUCGACCGUCAACUCUGCCAAAAACCCAAGCAUCCCCGUCAGACGAGGCCAGCCUCCCACCCAGGGCUAUAGCCUUGGAUUCGGGCCGGUAGCAACGACCCCGACACCAUCUGAUCGUCGAGUAGUUUCCGCACCUGUUCACGGUGGUCAAUACGGAGAAUGUGUUACCAGGCAGUUGCCCUCGAUCGAUGAGGGCACUCCAAACAUAUUUCAGGACGAGGUAAACAGGUCGAGAAUUGUGUCGUUGCCGGUAAAGCCAUCCGCUGCGGUCCCUACCCCGAACGAAGCCAGGGGUCUGGAGUUUCUUUCGAAGGCAGACAAGACAAUUCGAAUUGUUCAUUCGCCAUCUGCCAAGCGCGAGUCUGGGAUCGCACGUCACCCCUAUCCUAUUCAUGCCAACGCCAAGGCCUCAAAAACGUUGGGAACGUCGACUGGACCUGUUACACACACUUCUGUCGACCCCUACCGUGCAGAUGACCCUAGCAUCGGCCAUGGAAAUACCCAACUUGCGCAAACCUCAUCCCAAGGCAGUGCUUCAACAUUUGCCAUGCGGAAGAAGACGUCCUCUUGGUUUAAACGACUCUCUAGAGAGUCUAGGAGCUCCAAGGGCUCGCUAUGUGAUGGCUUGGACGAUGCAAAGAGCACCGACGUACCAUGUGUUCCUACAUCAGUACCUAAAAAGGAUGAGCGGGCUAACUCAAGCAGCAUUAUAACCCAUCGCCCGCCGGAGAAGACUUCGAACACGAAGAAAAGCUUUUUCCUGCCAUUUUGGCGAAACAAUAAGGCCGAGCCAAGAAUGUCAUUGGCAGAGCCCGACUUCGAGGAAAGCCCAAGCACAGAAACCGAACGGGCGGCGAAGUCGCACAAGACAAGUGGAACAAAUCUACUUCACUUCGAUGACGCCGAAUCUGCUGAGCGCAUGAUCAAGCCACAGCAGAACUGGCUCGCACGUCUGUUCAGAGUCAAGCCGGCGACAAGGGCUGUCUGCCUUUCAAUCUCUCGGCGCCGAGCUCGUCAGGAGGUAGCCAUUCUUUUGCGUGAUUGGCGCAAGUAUGGCAUUCGUGAUGUUGAGGUUGACAAGAAGCGCAAUGUUGUCUUUGCACGUCUAAGCAGCAAGAAUCACCUCAACAUCAAGGAGGUCGCAUUCGCGUGCGAGAUCAUAACAGUAAUUGAGCAUGGCAAACGUAAUCACCUCAGCAUCAUCCGGUUCACACAAGAGAAAGGCGCUGCUAGCAGCUUCCAAAGGGUUGUCGACACGAUGCGGGACGUGCUAGGCAAUCGCAAUCUUCUUGUCACUGACAAGAGUAAGGCAAAAAUGAUGAUCAAGACCCUGAAUUCGUGA